AUGACAAAAACAGGAAGGGCGGCCAGAUUAAGCGGAAGCAGGGAAGAGGAGGAUAGGAUUUUAGAGAAGGUGACAGCGGAAUAUGUUGAGAGCAGGUGCGAUUGGAUGGAGGAUUAUAUCCUCGAAAUUAAAAGUGAGAUAAUUCAACAAAUACAAUUUGAGAUGGAGAAGCAAAGGCAGGUGCUUGAGGACUAUAUUAAGGAAGAAAUCAGGAAGGUGAGGAAAGAGUGGGAAGACACAAGUUCAAGGAUUGACAACGAGUUAGAUGCGAGAAGCAACACAGAUGAAGAGAUCGGACAAGUUCUUAGGAACUCUGUAAGAAUCCCCCGGGUAGGAUUCACCAAGGUGUUUUGCCCAGUUAUUUGGGAUCUGGCUGUAGUUCACUUCCGUCUCGACAAAGUGGUUGAUCCUGUACCUGUUGCAGUGGUUGAUCCUGUACCUGUUGCAGUGGUUGAUAUUGUACCUGUUGCAGUGGUUGAUCCUGUACCUGUUGCAGUAGUUGAUCCUGUACCUGUUGCAGUGGCUGAUGUUGUACCUGUUGCAGUGGUUGAUCCUGUACCUGUUGCAGUGCUUGAUGUUGAACCCGUUACAGUGGUUGAUGUGGUGCCAGUUGCAGUGGUUGAUCCUGUACCUGUUGCAGUGGUUGAUAUUGUACCUGUUGCAGUGGUUGAUCCUGUACCUGUUGCAGUGGUUGAUCCUGUACCUGUUGCAGUGGUUGAUGUUGUACCUGUUGCAGUGGCCGAUGUUGUACCAGUUGCAGUGGCUGAUGUUGUACCAGUUGCAGUGGCUGAUGUUGUACCAGUUGCAGUGGCUGAUGUUGUACCUGUUGCAGUGGUUGAUGUUGUACCAGUUGCAGUGGCUGAUGUUGUACCAGUUGCAGUGGCUGAUGUUGUACCUGUUGCAGUGGCUGAUGUUGUACCAGUUGCAGUGGCCGAUGUUGUACCUGUUGCAGUGCUUGAUUUUGAACCCGUUACAGUGGUUGAUGUGGUGCCAGUUGCAGUGGUUGAUGUUGUACGCGAUGCAGUGGUUGAUGGGGUGCCAGUUGCAGUGGUUGAUGUUGUACGCGAUGCAGUGGUUGAUGUGGUGCCAGUUGCAGUGGUUGAUGUGGUGCCAGUUGCAGUGGUUGAUGUUGUACGCGAUGCAGUGGUUGAUGGGGUGCCAGUUGCAGUGGUUGAUGGGGUGCCAGUUGUAGACAGACAUGUUCUGGCAGCUAUGAAGUUAAAGCUCGAACUAACGAAAAUAGAGCGGGAACAACAAAAAGAAGCUCUACAACAACAGAAAGAAGUUCUCCAGAUAAAGAGAGAAGAGGCUGCCCUGAAUAAAGAAGAACAGGAACGAGAUGUUGCCAUACAACGUGAGCGUGUGAGGGUACAGCUUGAAACAAGAAAACGUGACUUGGAGAUACAACGACUGUAA
This is a messenger RNA of Procambarus clarkii (red swamp crayfish), 1416 nucleotides long. NCBI's taxonomy places the organism in Eukaryota, Metazoa, Arthropoda, Malacostraca, Decapoda, Cambaridae. The record is from RefSeq and is a predicted model, not a curated record.